Molecule: messenger RNA, 2647 nt
Organism: Sinocyclocheilus rhinocerous
Lineage: Eukaryota; Metazoa; Chordata; Actinopteri; Cypriniformes; Cyprinidae
Product: dynamin-2
Exons: 21
Coding region: 257-2647 (796 amino acids)
Biological process (GO): receptor internalization; synaptic vesicle budding from presynaptic endocytic zone membrane
Cellular component (GO): synapse; cytoplasm; plasma membrane
Molecular function (GO): GTP binding; GTPase activity; microtubule binding
Source: RefSeq, a predicted model, not a curated record
UCACCGGUGGAGGUCGGAUGUCGCCUGACCGGAUGAUAGCGAGAAGUUUUGUUUUGUGAGUUUACGAAUGAUUGAUCCUCAGAUCAGCGCACGGAUCUUAACGAAUGCGCCCUAAUACGCGGCAUCUGCCCGUCAGCGAGUGUUUGAUCAGUUGUUUGUCUUUGACGGACUGAUCUGGAAGUGUUUGAAGGGUGCAAACUGAACACUUGGAAGUAACCCGAGCCCGUUCCUGCGCGCUGAGAGACGGUCAGAAACCAUGGGCAACCGGGGGAUGGAGGAUUUGAUCCCCCUGAUCAAUAAACUCCAAGAUGCUUUCAGUUCCAUUGGCCAAAGUUGUAACUUGGAUCUGCCGCAGAUAGCCGUGGUCGGAGGACAGAGCGCCGGAAAAAGCUCGGUGCUGGAAAAUUUCGUCGGCAGGGAUUUCCUUCCCCGAGGCUCCGGCAUCGUCACCCGCAGGCCUCUCAUUCUGCAGCUAGUUAACAACAAAGCUGAAUAUGCGGAAUUCUUGCACUGCAAAGGAAGGAAGUUCGUGGACUUUGAUGAAGUCCGGCAGGAAAUUGAAGCAGAGACCGACAGGAUUACCGGGUCCAAUAAGGGCAUCUCUCCUAUUCCCAUCAACCUGAGGGUUUACUCGCCACACGUAUUGAAUCUGACUCUCAUCGAUUUGCCCGGUAUGACUAAGGUUGCCGUGGGCGACCAGCCGCCAGACAUCGAGCAUCAGAUUCGAGACAUGAUUAUGCAGUUCAUCUCUAGGGAAAGCUGCCUGAUCCUCGCUGUCACCCCGGCCAACACUGACUUGGCCAACUCGGACGCUCUCAAGGUGGCUAAGGAAGUGGACCCUCAAGGACUGCGUACCAUCGGUGUGAUUACUAAACUGGAUCUAAUGGAUGAGGGUACAGAUGCCCGGGAUAUCCUGGAAAAUAAACUCUUACCACUGCGUAGAGGUUAUAUUGGCGUAGUGAACCGAAGUCAGAAAGACAUAGAUGGCAGGAAGGACAUUCGCGCUGCACUGGCAGCAGAAAGGAAGUUUUUCCUGUCCCACCCCAGUUACAGACACAUGGCUGAACGAAUGGGAACACCACACCUGCAGAAGGCCCUCAACCAGCAAUUGACCAACCACAUCCGGGACACGCUACCCGGCUUGCGCAGCAAACUCCAGUCUCAGCUUCUCUCUCUGGAAAAAGAGGUGGAAGAGUAUAAGAACUUCCGCCCGGAUGACCCUACGCGAAAAACCAAGGCCCUGCUGCAGAUGGUCCAGCAGUUUGGAGUGGACUUUGAGAAGUGCAUCGAGGGGUCCGGAGACCAGGUGGACACGGCAGAGCUGUCCGGAGGUGCCAGGAUUAACCGAAUUUUCCAUGAGCGCUUCCCCUUCGAGCUGGUCAAGAUUGUGUUUGACGAGAAGGAGCUCCGGCGAGAAAUCAGUCACGCCAUUAAGAACGUCCAUGGUGUCAGAACUGGGCUGUUCACUCCAGAUCUGGCGUUUGAAGCCAUGGUGAAAAAGCAGGUCAUUAAGCUGAAAGAGCCCUGUCUGAAAUGUAUCGAUCUGGUUAUUCAGGAGCUCAUCAACACAGUCAGGCAGUGCACCAACAAGCUAGGCUCUUACCCCAGACUGCGAGAAGAGACCGAGAGGAUUGUCACUACUUACGUCAGAGAGAGAGAAAACAAGACCAAGGACCAGGUCCUUUUGCUGAUUGACAUUGAGCUGUCAUACAUUAACACCAACCAUGAGGACUUCAUUGGAUUUGCAAACGCCCAGCAAAGGAAUAUCGUCAACAAGAAGAGGGCCAUUCCCAACCAGCUAGGUGGCCUGAGAGAAGGCGAAGCCGAGAAGGUGAUCCGUAAAGGCUGGCUAACCCUCAACAUCAGCAUUAUGAAGGGCGGCUCCAAGGAGUACUGGUUCAUCCUGACGGCCGAAUCGCUUUCCUGGUACAAGGACGAGGAGGAAAAAGAGAAGAAAUACAUGCUUCCUCUGGACAACCUGAAGCUCAGAGACGUGGAGAAAGGCUUCAUGUCCACUAAGCAUAUUUUUGCAAUCUUCAACACUGAGCAAAGGAACGUGUAUAAGGACUUGCGUCAGAUCGAGCUGGCCUGUGAUUUGCAGGAGGACAUGGACAGCUGGAAAGCUUCUUUUCUUCGAGCAGGCGUUUAUCCUGAGAAAGAUCAGGUGGAGUCAGAAGAGGCUGCUCCAGCCGACACCUUCUCUAUGGACCCUCAGCUGGAGAGGCAGGUGGAGACCAUCCGUAACCUGGUGGACUCUUACAUUGGUAUCGUCAACAAGACCAUCAGAGACCUCAUGCCCAAAACUAUCAUGCACCUCAUGAUCAACGGCGCUAAAGACUUCAUCCACUCAGAGCUGCUGGCGUACUUGUACUCCUCAGGAGAUCAGAACAGUCUGAUGGAGGAGUCUGCUGACCAGGCCCAGCGCAGAGACGAGAUGCUGCGUAUGUACCACGCCAUAAAAGAGGCCCUCAGCAUCAUCGGUGACAUAAGCACCAGCACUGUGUCCACUCCUGCGCCUCCGCCCGUCAACGAUACCUGGAUUCCAGAGACGAGCCCCACCCCACAGCGCAGACCGCCUACAUCUGCCCCGCCCCCCAGCAGGCCUCCUGUCUUAUCUCUUCCUGUCCUUUCUGCCUGUCUCAUCUAG